Messenger RNA from Melanotaenia boesemani (Boeseman's rainbowfish), 1184 nucleotides. RefSeq lists its product as uncharacterized. The transcript is spliced from 4 exons. The record is from RefSeq and is a predicted model, not a curated record. NCBI's taxonomy places the organism in Eukaryota, Metazoa, Chordata, Actinopteri, Atheriniformes, Melanotaeniidae. Bases 1 to 609 code for a protein of 202 amino acids. Gene Ontology annotation, biological process: regulation of apoptotic process.
AUGAGCGCCCCACCAGCAACCACGGAGGCCAUCGCCACAGGAGCCGCCAAGAUCGGGUCAGGCGAGGGCCCCCACCACAGCCACAGGACUGCAAUGCAGGGCCCGUCAGCCAUCCCGUCCAGGUCGACCCCCGCAGCGACAACCCUGCAGGCCGGAGAGACAGCCCACGAUAAAAGGUUUGUCACUGGUGAGAAGAGGAACUAUUCCACAAAUUUCUUUGAAGUGUUCAUUAGAAAUUCAAAAAGUGACUUUAGCCUGACUCUUGAAGGUGAGAGAGAAAAGAACGAUGUUUGGGAGUGCACCAAUCGAGCAGAUGAGUGCCAAAAUAAGAGCACUUACCAUGAACAAGCCGGUCAACAUUUUGUGUACCGUCAUUGGAGCGCUCUGAUUAACAGAGUGAGCAGUACCAACAGCAUUCUGGACAUCCUCCUGGAAAAACAGAUGAUCUCACAAGAGUCCUAUGAUACUAUAAGAAGCAGAAAACCCAGUCAAAAACAGAUGAGGGGAAUUCUCAAAGUUGUGACAGCAGGAGGCAGACAAGACGAUUUUGUAGAGAUCCUCAGAAGGGUGGAGAGGUCUCUGAUGGCUGAGCUUGAUGCAUCUCAGUGAAUAAUAUGACUCUUUUGGCCUUUGCUGGAGCCAAGUGGAAAACUAUAACCAUCAGCAAAUAUCAAGGUGCAUUUGUAAACUGAGUAAACCCACAGUACUCCUGCUAUGUGUGUAACAGGGUAGAUUUGGCUUUUUAGUUUCUGUACAAUCUGCACAUUCAACAUGAAGCUUUUUAUAGGGAGGGAGGGCCGAGGGCUCAGAGAGGAGGAGGAGAUUCACAGGAACGUACAUGAAAGUGUGGCUGGACCAGCUGGUAAACAUAGCUGAAGAUCUGCACAGAGGCGACGCUGUCCUCCAGAUGAAAUUACACCUCUACACAGAGAUUUUUAAUUCCUUCAGUCUAGAAAUGAUGAAUUUCUGCUUAGUGCCCCUUUAAGCAUAAAGGAUUAAAAUGAAUUAAAUGUCAAGCUUUGCUUUUUGAGUUUCUAUCUGUGUUUUAAAACCUUCUGUACAUGCAAAGAUCUGUGAUCAGUGGGUCAGGGGGCUUUAAAGAGAAAUAAUAGUCUCUACUCAAUAACUUAAAUAUGCUAAACUAAAUUUCUAAAACAUAAAACACAAAAUGGGUUCAUUAAGUU